AGCGCGUGGUGUUAAGACCAAUAAUGUUCAGAGUGAGCCUCUUCUCUACCAUUCCGCCCUAGGAGUCUUCAUAUUAGUAACAGCAACAGCGAGAAAGUUAAGAGAAAGUAGAGAACAAGAAAAGAAAAUAUUUCCUCUUAGCCAAACACUCCCUUACCCUAUUGUUAAUGGGCACCCAAAGGCCUCGGAAGCUGAGCGGUAGGUCGCUGUAGAAGUUUGAUCAAUCAAAUUUUCUAGGGUUUGGUUUCGUUUCCCCAGAAUCUCUCUCUUCGAUCAAUCAAUCACGAGGUCAGUUUUUUCUGCAUAUGUGCACUCGAAUCGAACACCCAAUUGAACAGAAAAAACUCGAUAAAUCAACAUCCAUUUGCUCAUUCUAGCUAUAUAUACACAUUUAUACCUUUGGUUCUUGUCAUGCGAUUGUCGUCGGGAUCGGUUUCUUCAUCGAAGCGAGUGAAAAAUCAUCGUUCGAACUCUCGAACUCGAACGAAGCACAAAAAACUCGACGCCAUAUGCGAGAAAACCUAUAAUCGGAACCGCGGCGUUGCUGGCGAAUCAAAUGAGGGCAAUGGUGGGGCGGGGUCGGCGGGCGUUGAUUCAGAGCUGCGGCGGAGUUCGAGGGUCCGCCGUGCUCCUGUUUUGCUUGAUUCCUCGCCGCCGCCAUCGAAAAAGCGGCGGAGGAUCGACUGGAAUGGGGAGAGUUUCAGUAAGAGGAGGGAGAAAGGGAAGGCGGUGGUGAGGAGUUGUUCAUCUCCAGGCGAGGAUUCAGGGGAAUUGAAAGAAGGAGAGGUUUGGAAAUCGAGGUUGAGAUCUAGGGCUAAAACUAAAAGGGUGCGUUUUGUGGAGAAGGAUAAAGAGGCAUCAGCGAGUGGGAAGAGGAAGCUUUUCAGGGAUAUGGAUGGGUGUCGGGAAGAAGGGACUAUGGUAGAGAGAGAAUUGGAUGGGGGAAAAUCCACAGUUGUGAGGUCGAAGAGGCCUGGGAGGAUUAAGGCUUCCAAUAUUUUGGGGAACAGUGAAGAAGAGAUUGAUUUGCACAGUAAUAAAGGGGUUGAGGAUGAGAGGGUUGAAGUGGAGAUGUUAGUGGAUAAGGGAGAGCGGGAUUUUUUGGUUUUGAACAGUGAAAUGGACGGUGGAAACGAGGUUGAAGCAGUAGAUGGUGGAAACGAGGUUGAAGCAGUUGGAAACGAGGUUGAAGCAGGGGUUGGAGCAGUUGGAAACGAGGUUGAAGCAGUGGAUGGUGAAAACGAGAUUGAAGCAAUUGGAAAUGAGGUUGAAGCAGUGGAUGGUGGAAACGAGGUUGAAGCCGUGGAUGGUGAAACCGCAGAUUUAUUGGAGAAAGAAAAGAGUGAAAACCAAAAUGGUUUAUCUGGUAAUGACAAUGUGGAAACUAUUGAACAGAAUGAUAAGCAGAUGGAACAUUCAGAGUGUGUGAAUGAAGGAGAAAAUGAAAGAGAUGUUUUAGAAGUUGGAGUUGCUGCAAGCCAAGUGGAAGAUGUAGUGGACCAUGAUGGCCAGGAUGCUUGUUUGGACAAUCCUGAUGAAAAACCUGUGGAACCUGAGAAUUCCAUGGGGGUUGAUAAGUCCAAUAAAGCUUUGGCAUACACUCUUGGCAAACCUCGGAUAAAAGAGGGGAGGCGAUGUGGUCUUUGUGGUGGAGGAACUGAUGGUAAACCUCCGAAGAGAGUAGUCCAGGAUAUUGGUGAGAGUGAAAAUGAGGCAUGUAGUGGUUCUUCAGCUUCUGAUGAGCCUAACUAUGACCCAUGGGAUGGAUUUGGUGAUGAACCUAGCUGGCUUGGACGUCUUUUGGGUCCUAUAAAUGAUCGUUAUGGUAUUGCUGGGAUCUGGAUUCAUCAACACUGUGCUGUUUGGAGUCCUGAGGUUUAUUUUGCUGGUUUGGGAUGCUUGAAGAAUGUUAGGGCCGCACUCUGCAGAGGAAGAGCAUUGAAAUGCAGUCGCUGUGGGAGGCCAGGUGCAACUAUUGGAUGUCGUGUUGAUCGGUGCCCAAAAACUUACCACUUGCCUUGUGCACGAGCUAAUGGUUGCAUUUUUGAUCAUCGCAAAUUUCUUAUAGCCUGCACAGAUCAUCGGCAUCUCUUCCAACCUCAUGGCAAUCAAUAUUUGCAACAGAUAAAGAAAAUGAAAGCAAAGAAAAUGAAAUUGGAAAUAAGGAAGGUGUCAAAUGAUGCUUGCCGGAAAGAUCUUGAAGCAGAAGAAAAGUGGUUGGAACACUGUGGUGAGGAUGAAGAGUUCUUGAAACGGGAGAGCAAGAGGCUCCAUCGAGAUAUAUUGAGAAUUGCACCUGUGUAUAUUGGAGGCCCGGGCUCUGAAGGUGAGAAACUAUUUCAGGGUUGGGAGUCUGUUGCUGGGCUUCAAGAUGUCAUCCGGUGCUUGAAGGAGGUUGUCAUCUUACCCUUACUGUAUCCUGAGUUCUUUAAUAAUCUGGGGCUUACACCUCCUAGAGGUGUUCUUUUGCAUGGUUACCCUGGAACGGGCAAAACUCUGGUAGUGCGGGCAUUAAUUGGAUCAUGUGCUCGUGGUGAUAAGAGGAUAGCAUACUUCGCACGGAAAGGUGCAGAUUGUUUAGGAAAGUAUGUUGGUGAUGCUGAGCGCCAGCUGAGACUCUUGUUUCAGGUUGCUGAGAGAUCUCAACCUUCUAUCAUAUUCUUUGAUGAGAUAGAUGGAUUGGCACCUUGUCGUACAAGGCAGCAAGAUCAGACACAUAGUUCAGUUGUGUCCACUUUGCUUGCUCUAUUGGAUGGUUUAAAAUCUCGAGGUUCAGUUGUAGUAAUCGGUGCAACAAAUCGUCCUGAGGCUGUUGAUCCAGCUUUAAGACGGCCUGGAAGAUUUGAUAGGGAGAUCUAUUUUCCUCUGCCAUCAGUCAAGGAUAGAAUUUCUAUUCUCUCACUGCACACACAAAGAUGGCCUAAACCAGUUACCGGACCCUUGCUUAAUUGGAUUGCAAGAAAAACUGCAGGCUUUGCUGGGGCUGAUCUGCAGGCUCUUUGUACUCAAGCAGCCAUUAUUGCUUUGAAGAGGAACUGCCCCUUUCAAGAACUUGUGUCUCAUGCUGGAGAGAAAGCUCCUGAUGGUAAUCGCUAUCCCCUUCCCUCCUUUGCAGUGGAGGAGAGGGAUUGGUUGGAGGCUCUUUCAUGUGCUCCACCCCCCUGCUCUCGUAGAGAAGCAGGUAUGUCUGCAAAUGAAGUAGUAUCCUCUCCACUUCCCACCCAUCUUAUAUCUUGUCUACUUCGACCACUAUCCAGCCUGCUUGUUUCCCUGUAUCUUGAUGAAUGCCUCUAUUUACCUCCUCUUCUUUACAAAGCUGCAAAAAUGAUUAAAAAUGUCAUUGUUGGUGCUUUGAGGAAGAAGAAAAUGCCUAAUGAUCAUUGGUGGGCCCAAGUUAAUGAUUUGCUUCAAAAGGCAGAUGUUAUAAAGGAGAUAGAAAGGAACCUGUCAUGUCUUGGCAUUUUAAUUGGAGAGGCUGGUUUUCCAUUUUCUGAUGCUUUAAAUGAUGAUACUGAUGAAGACAGGGUGAGGUUUGACCCUUCGAGGGCAUACCACAAUGGAAUUCACACUACUUUGUUGCAAAAUAUUUCGUAUACAUCAGGAAAGAAAUCAGGAUUUCGCAUAUUGAUUGCUGGGAGUCCCCGGUCAGGCCAGAGGCAUCUUGCUUCUUGUAUUCUCCACUGUUUUGUUGGGAAUGUUGAAAUUCAAAAGGUUGAUUUGGCUACAAUUUCACAGGAAGGACGCGGAGAUGUACUAGAAGGGCUAACAAGAAUAUUGAUGAAAUGCACUAGUGUGGGUUCAUGCAUGCUAUUCUUGCCUAGAAUUGAUUUGUGGGCUAUAGAGACAUCUGAUCAAGAUGAUGAAGAGUGUUCCUCUUCAACAGACCAUCAAUCAUCUGAGGAAGAAUUCUGUAUAACAAACAGUCAAGUUGUUGAAAAGGAAAAUGUAUCCGGUCCAAGGGCAUGCAAAUCUGCUGAGACAGGAGUGCCUGAAGAUGUUUUGCAGAGAGCUUCACAUGCAUGGAGGUCGUUCAUUGAGCAGGUGGAUUCCAUGUGUGUGUCCACGUCUUUGAUGAUUCUGGCUACUUCAGAUGUGCCAUAUGCAGCAUUGCCUAAAAGAAUAAGGGAGUUUUUCAAGACUGAUAUAUUGAACUACAGUUGUUCAGCUUCUUCAGAACACACUGUACCCCAAUUCUCUGUGCAGGUUGAUGGGAACUUCAAUCGUGAUACGUUGAUUGAUUCAUCAGCAACAGAAUUGUCGAGGGAUUUGGUUCAGCAGUUUGUUCAGUUGAUUCAUCAUAGAACUCACAUUCUUACAAGUGUUUUCGAGGAGUACAAAGCUUGUGAUACAGGUCAAGGUAAUAAAGAUAUGGUAUAUCAUGGUGCAGAUCAUGUACUGGCCAAUGAAGGUGAGGAUAGAGCUCAGUGUCCUGAAGAAUCUGUUGCAAAGGUCCCAUCUCCACCAAACAGUAGAACUGUGAAAGGGAAAUCAAACCUGUUAUUAGCAAUAUCUACAUUUGGCUAUCAAAUGCUUCGAUAUCCUCAUUUUGCUGAACUUUGUUGGGUCACAUCCAAACUCAAAGAUGGUCCCUGUGCAGACAUAAAUGGACCAUGGAAAGGCUGGCCAUUCAAUUCUUGUAUUAUUCGUCCUAGUAACUCAUUAGAAAAGGUAGCUGUCGCUUGUAGCCCCAGCAAUACUAAAAGCAAAGAAAAAUUUGGUCUAGUUAGGGGCCUAGUUGCCGUUGGUUUAUCAGCAUACAGAGGUGCAUAUGUAUCACUUAGAGAAGUUUCCCUUGAGGUUCGAAAGGUUCUGGAGCUCCUGGUCGAUCAAAUUAAUGCUAAAAUUCAAUCUGGAAAAGAUAGAUAUGAAUUUGGUCGUAUUUUGUCACAAGUGGCUUGCUUGGAAGAUAUGGUCAAUAGCUGGGUAUACACACUACAGAGUUUAGAGGUGGACGGUCAAAUGACAGUGGUAAACCCUAAGCCUGGUACUGUAGGAUCUUCAAGCUAUGCAUGUGGGGAUGAUGUGGAUAAUCUAAUCGAAAGCAAGGAAUGUGGACCAAAUGUUUCUAACAGAAGCUCACAUGAAGGAGAAGUACCAGAAGAAAGGCCUGAAGGAUUUACUUCUGAAAAUACUGGAUGUGUUAAUUUGCACAAAGGAGAUGUCAAUUCUGGUGAUCCUAAUCUGAAGGAGGGAGUUCCAAUCUCAGAAAAGUCUCCACUUCAAACAGCCUUCUUGACUGAUUCUGCCCCUGUCGAGCAAUUUCAGAGUUCUUUGGCUGCCAACUUUUUGGAUGGUAAAGUUCCAAACAUGCAUGAUGGGACUUCUAAAUCAUUCAAGUCAGAAAAUUCUGUGAAGUGUAUGGUGAAUAAGGGAGAUUCUGGACUCUGGAGACAGUCUAAUGGAUUUGCAUUCGUGGAACCCGUGGUCCAUUCUGAAGAUUCCCUAUGUAGUGCAGGUGAAUUGAGUGGCCUUAAGUCGUCUAGCUGUGGAAAGUUUUGCAACCAGUUCAAUGGUUUAUCCAUGGCGGAGACUGAUAUUCCACCUCCAGAUGGUAAGUCUAUCCCUGAUGAGCCUAUUGUCAAUGUCAACGUCUCUUCAAUCAAAACUACAAAUAUUGCAGCUGAUUCAGGGGUCAUUUGUUUGUAUCGUUGUUGUGCUGAAUGCCUGUAUACCCUCCAUAGUUUGAUGCAGAAAAUUCUCAUUCGUGAAUGGGAAGUGAAUGGGACCUAUCGGACGGUAGAGGAUGUUCAUGAUGUUGUUGCAUCAUUAUCUGUUGAUCUUCUUUCAGCAGUUAGAAAAAAUUAUGCUGCUGAAAGUUUCGGCAAUUUAUUUGACAAAAAGAUGAGACAAGAAAAUCAUGGCAAAUUGUCUGAAUGUCAGGAAAUGAGCAUAUGUCAGUGUAAAAAUUCCGGAAAUAGGUUAGUAAUGCCAAUUGAAUGUAGUUGUCACUCAUUAAACAAGAGUUUGUCUGCAAAAGCAAAUCCUUCUCGCCAGCUUGAUUUAAAAUUCAUCUACAGAGAUGGUGUACUGGUCCCUAUAGAUCUUGACAAGGAUGUUUCUUUUCACUGUAAAUUCGAGACUUUGUGCCUUUGUUCUCUUAUAGAGUGGAUAGUAAUGACCAAGCAACCUUUUGAUUGAUAUGAUGUUGUCACAGCUUGGGUUGGUCUUUGCCUUGGCAAUAUUUGGUUAUCAUUGCGGAAUUUAGGUGUGGAACUUCCCUUGAGAGAUGUAAAAAAUCACAAUUUUGUCGAGUUUCAGUUCAAUCCAGUUCCUCCUCUUCUUACAUGAGCAGCAAUUUAAGGGCAUUGCUUUAUUUUUUCCUUUUCUUGCUACACAGUCCUCCAAAGCUUUUGACUCUCUGGGUCGAAAUCUGCACCUUGUAAGUACCAUUUGGGGUUUUUCCUUUGGUUGAUUUUAUUGGAACUAUAUAUAAAUAUUUACUGGCUUCAUAUGUUAAAUGCCUUCGUUAAAUGCUCCAUUGUGUUUGUAUGUCAUAAUUUUUGGUCAUUGGUUCCCUUAUGGAGUGCAAAUGCUUCACUGCCUGUUUGUUUC
Molecule: messenger RNA, 6552 nt
Organism: Vitis riparia (riverbank grape)
Lineage: Eukaryota; Viridiplantae; Streptophyta; Magnoliopsida; Vitales; Vitaceae
Exons: 6
Coding region: 412-6138 (1908 amino acids)
Biological process (GO): positive regulation of transcription by RNA polymerase II
Cellular component (GO): nucleus
Molecular function (GO): ATP binding; chromatin binding; ATP hydrolysis activity
Source: RefSeq, a predicted model, not a curated record